AUGUUCUCCGGAAACCACCGGAGCCGGGUCACCGCGGCCAGGGGCUCCGCCCUGGAGAUGCAGUUCAAACACAGCUGCUGCUGGCUCAGCCUCUUCUGCGACCCACCGGAGGACACGUCGCAAAGAACGCUACACCAUGAGACCCGGACGAGGGAAGGGGCCCGCCAGCUGCCGGUGGCCUGCUCCCACCAGAGUGUGCUGGUGGGCAACAGCUGCACCGCCGGCUACACGGGCGAGAGGCAGCGGCGCGAGGCGGCGCAGGUGCUGAGGAAGACAGGCCAGCGGCCUCCUGGCAGCGGGCCACCUGCUGAGCGCUCCCCCUGCCGCGGCCAGGUCUGCACUUCUGACCUCCGGAUCCCACUCAUGUGGAAGGACACAGAAGAUUUCAAGACCGAAGGCGACCUGCACCAUCGGGCUGUGUUCUUGCUGCUGCAGACAGGGGAAUGCACUCAGGACACGGAGACGAUCCUGGCGGACAGGACCCUCACGGCCGUCUCCUUUCACAACAACGUGCUCUUUGCCGAGGCAGGGCCAGACUCUGAACUGCGGCUGGAGCUAUAUGGGGCCUGCGUGGAAGAGGAGGGGGCCCUGGCUGGAGCCCCCAAGAGGCUUGCCACCAAGCUCAGCAGCUGCCUGGGCUGCUCCUCGGGGAGGCGCGUGCAGGCGUCGCUGGAGACAGCUAGGGGCUCGGGAAGCAGUCCCAUCUUGCUCCCCACCGCAGCUGCUGGUGGUCCUCGUUACCACCGCUUGGCUCAUACCACUCUCACCCUGGCAGCGGUGCAAGAUGGGUCCCACACACUUGACCUGACCGUCACCAGUCAUGAGGACCCCGCCUGGCUGCCCCUCGAUGGCAGCGUGUGUUGCUGUCUGGUGGCUCAGCCUUUCUGCGUGGCUCAGCCUACUGCAGGGGGUACCCUCGGAGCGCAGCAAGCUGGGGAGCUGCAGGACUGGGUGCGAGCGCGUGGAGUCUUGAAAGGCACAAACCGCUUCUGUUACCAUCAACCUGAAGACACAGACACUGGGGAGGAGCCGCUGUUUACUGUUGUGAUCAACAAGGAGACUCAAGUCCGGGCAGGGGAGCUGGACCAAGCAGUGGGCCGGCCCUUCACUCUGGGCAUCAGUAACCAGUAUGGGGAGGAUGGGACACACACGCUUCAGGCAGAGAGCUGGGGAGCCCUGCAGAGCUGGACGGAAGCUCUGCGGCAGCUUUUCUUUGACAUGAGCCAGUGGAAGCAGUGCCGUGAUGAAAUAAUGAAAAUUGAAACCCCUGCUCCUCGGAAACCACUCCAAGUACUGGCCAAGCAGGGUUCCUGGUACCAUGAGAUGGUGACAGCUAUUGAGCCGCUGGAUGACAUCACAGCAGUGACAGACAGCCUGGCCCAGCGGGAGGGCACAAGGCUGGAGACGCCCCCGCCUGCCCUGCUUGGCCCCUGCUCGCCUGCUUCAGUGGCCCCAACCCCAGCCCAGCCCCAUUCCCUGUCCUGGAGGAGAUGCCAAAUGGUCUCCCUGGAUGCUGUCCCCCCAGACCACUCCCCUGGGGCUUCUCGCUCAGUUGCCCCCCCGCGCCCGAAGCGGUGCCCACAGUCUAGAGGCCUCUGCAGCAAAGGUCCACCCCACACUUGGCUCCAGUCACCAGUGUGAGACGGUGUGCUGGCAACAG
Balaenoptera musculus (blue whale) is the source of this 1660-nucleotide messenger RNA. RefSeq names its product rhotekin-like. Lineage: Eukaryota; Metazoa; Chordata; Mammalia; Artiodactyla; Balaenopteridae. The record is from RefSeq and is a predicted model, not a curated record. Gene Ontology annotation, biological process: septin ring organization; mitotic cytokinesis; actomyosin contractile ring assembly. Gene Ontology annotation, cellular component: actomyosin contractile ring.